Molecule: messenger RNA, 1793 nt
Organism: Salmo salar (Atlantic salmon)
Lineage: Eukaryota; Metazoa; Chordata; Actinopteri; Salmoniformes; Salmonidae
Gene: cldn5a
Product: claudin 5a
Cellular component (GO): membrane; bicellular tight junction
Molecular function (GO): structural molecule activity
Source: RefSeq, a predicted model, not a curated record
UAUAAUUGGUCAAGCCGCUCUAUGCGUUCAGUUGUUUUUACAGUUAGAAACAUACUGACUAAAACGACAGCCUGUUGUAGACUAUUUGUAGCAAGAGUGAUGUAAGGAGUCUCAAACAAAUCGACGCUGUCUGAAUCUGUCUGAAGCUCAGAUAUUCCAAAGCGCAGCAUCCACAUAAAGACGCGUUGUUCACGCACAGAGGACACAAAUUAUAACAAAUAUCCCUUAAAAAGUAGCGAAGAUGGUGUCCGCUGGACUGGAGAUCCUUGGGUUGGGGCUGUGCGUCAUUGGCUCGCUCCUGGUGAUGGUGGUGUGCGGGAUGCCCAUGUGGAAGGUAACGGCGUUCAUCGAGGCCAACAUUGUGGUGGCUCAGACCAUCUGGGAUGGGCUCUGGAUGUCCUGUGUGGUGCAGAGCACCGGCCAGAUGCAGUGCAAGGUGCACGACUCUGUCCUUGCGCUCGGCCACGACCUGCAGGCGGCGCGAGCCCUCACCGUCAUCUCGUGUGUGUUUGGCGUGCUGGGGCUGAUGGUGGUGAUCGCCGGGGCGCAGUGCACCAACUGCAUUAGCGCCGAGAACGUCAAAACCCGGGUGGUAAACGCCGGAGGGGUCAUCUACAUCACCAGUGGGUUGUUUGUGUUAGUUCCUCUCUGCUGGAUGGCCAACAACAUCAUCUCUGACUUCUACAACCCACAGGUGCCCGCGUCCAAAAAGAGGGAGAUCGGGGCCGCGCUCUACAUCGGUUGGGCGGCCACGGCGCUCCUGCUGAUCGGGGGCGCGCUACUCUGCUGCUCUUGUCCUUCUAACGGGAAUUCGGGCUAUUCGGCCAAAUAUUCCCCGACCAAACGGGCCACACCGAACGGGACCGGAGACUAUGACAAAAGGAAUUACGUGUAGCCCUGCUUCCCACCUUCGGGAUGCGGUAGCUAUGCUGUGCGUAAAUGUGCUGUGAUCUUUUGAAAAACUAUUUUUUUAACGUAUUUUUUGCACCUGCAGUUUACUCUGAACAUUGAAAUCAAUUAAAGCAUAAUUUUGUUACACAGACUAUAAACUAAACACAAUAUUGGAGAACAUAUUUGUUCAUCAUUUUUGCAAACAGCAGAAAAUAAACUUUUUGGAGACUAUGCAUAUACGUCUGGAUAUAAAGUGAUAGCCAAUGACAAAAAUGAGCGUCUUUGUUUUAGGUACCUGUAUUUUUAAAUGUCCUAGUCUAUAUUUUCUAUGAUCGCUCAUAAUCCCUUGCAUUUUGAAAUGUUUACCAUUGUGAGGUUUUUUUUCCUAAAGGAAGAUUAUACGACUGAAUAUAUCCACAGUUUUUUUUACUUCAGUGUAGGCUACAGUUUCUGUGAUUUCGGAGUAAUAGCACUGCAAACCACCUAAAAGGUUUUUGGAUAGUGGAUUUUUGCUUCAUGGGACUGUGGGACGAGCUAAAAAAAUAAAUGUAGGAUAGGCCUAUUUUUAAGGAAAACACAACUCAGGCGUCCUUAUAUGUGUCUAUAAUAGUGGAAUAUAAACUAUUUUACAAAAAUUAGGACCAUAGAUUUAGAUGCCAAAUAUAGGAUGUCCAGUCCACUUCACCUAUCUUAAGAUGAAAUUUUUAAAAGUUUGCAAAUGUGAGUUUUAUAUCUGUAUGUAGAAGCUGUGCUGGAUGUGUUUCUUGUCAUGAAUUUGUAGGAAUACACUGCUGUUUUACUAACUGGAUUUGUUGAUGUUUGAUGUAAAGAUCCAUUAUAUAUUUCAUGCAAUAUUCUUUCCAAUGUUAAACUGAGAUUAAACUGAUAUCGUCUUAAACGUA